CGUGGAGAUGCAGAAACCCCGUCCGAGAGCAUUUUAAUUCCUGGUCUGAAGAUAACACGGAUCAAAAAUGUCAAGUCAAGAUCAGGAGAGUUACAGUUAUGAUUUCUGUGACCCAUCACACCCAACGGAGAUGCUCGAUGCUCUUAAGGAUUUUCGGGCCGAGGGGCUGUUCACAGAUGUCACCUUGUUGAGUGACUCUGGACGUGUUUUUCUCUGCCAUCGGAUGGUGCUGGCAGCCCGGAGUCCCUUCUUUCGAGCCAUGUUCACCGCAGACAUGCGGGAGAAGAGGGACAAGUGUGUGCGGCUUCCAGGCGUGGACAGCGAGGUUUUGGGUGCAGUUAUUGACUUUAUUUACACUUCAAAAGUCACUGUAACUCAAGGCAAUGUGGAGAGACUGAUGGAAGCAUCCAGUUUGCUGCAGCUGGGGUCAGUGAAGCAGGCUUGUGAGGCCUUUCUGAUCCGCCUGCUGGACGUGGAUAACUGCUUGGGCAUGCGGACUUUUGCUGAGUUGCAUAUGUGUACAAAACUUGAGAUGGAGGCCAGGAGAACCAUUCUGUCAAGGUUUGAGGAGCUUGUAGGUCAAGAGGAGUUUGUGGAGCUAAGUUCUGAACGGCUAAGAGAUGUGCUAUCACUGCCGAACCUCACGCAGAAAGAACAGACUAUGCUAGAUGCACUGGUGCGCUGGGUUAGCCAUGAUAGCCAAGCUAGGUUAAAACACACUCAGGAAUUAAUGUAUUGUUUGUGUUUAAAUUUAGAUGAGCUAAGCUUUAACUCUGCUUACAACGUGUGGGACAAUUACUUAUUCACAGAUUCAACAACUAUUCGUGCCCUGAUUGCACAAAUGCUAAAGCCUAGCUUAAACUCUUCCCACAUGACUAGCAAAAAGCCAGCUUCCAGUAUGUAUGUCAUUGGUGGGUACCACUGGCGCCCCCUAGCUGAAGUCCAUGCCUGGGAUCUGCAGACCAGAGACUCCUGGGUGCAGGGACAGGACAUGCCUGACCACACCAGAGAAAGCUACAGCGUGACUCAGCUGGGCGCAGAUGUUUAUGUUACUGGUGGAUACCACACAGACACCACAGAGGCUCUGGACACCGUGUGGGUGUAUAACGGGGACAGAGAUACGUGGACACUUGGCACUCCUAUGCUGUGGGCACGGUAUUAUCACUGCUCCGUAGCUCUGCAUGGAAGUGUUUAUGUGAUGGGAGGGUACAGAGGGGGUGCUCCCACUGCAGAAACAGAGUUCUUCGACCCUCUAAAGAGGAAAUGGGUUCCUCUAACCAGAAUGGUGCAAGGUGUGGGCAACGCCACUGCAUGUGCUUUAUAUGACACCAUCUACGUUGUUGGUGGACAUUAUGGUUUUAAAGGGGCCUGCACUUAUGAAAAGAUUCAGAUGUAUCGAACAGAUCUGAACGUGUGGAGCAUUGCAACUACCUGUCCUCACCCAGAAUAUGGUCUGUCCACCGUGACCUUGAAUAAUUGCCUUUAUCUGGUUGGGGGACAGAACGCCACAGUGGACUGCUAUGACCCAGGGAGGAAUGAAUGGAAAGAGCUUUCUGAAAUGAAGGAGAGAAGGAUGGAGUGCAGUGCUGUGGUCAUUAACGGUUGUGUUUACGUAACUGGAGGUUAUUCCCUCUCCAAAGGUGCAUACCUAGACACGAUUGAAAGGUAUGAUCCUGACACAGACACAUGGGAGAUUAUUGGAAAUCUCCCAGUUCCGACACGUUCUCAUGGCUGUGUGUGCUUGUACAGCGUGUAAAAUGUACGCUACUAUCAUAAUGUACAAAUUAAUUCUUUAGCACAAGGAGGAAGGUGUAAGGCAGCUAUCCAUUGGAGACUUUUUGUGCCAAUAAGCAAUGAGCUACUGAAUAGUGCCAUAUUUUA
Messenger RNA from Colossoma macropomum (tambaqui), 1881 nucleotides. Its product is annotated as kelch-like protein 23. The transcript has 5 exons. The record is from RefSeq and is a predicted model, not a curated record. Lineage: Eukaryota; Metazoa; Chordata; Actinopteri; Characiformes; Serrasalmidae. Gene Ontology annotation, molecular function: protein binding. The coding region runs from base 68 to 1756 and encodes 562 amino acids.